AUGAAUUCUCCUCGAUUAUCAUCAAAAGAGGAUGGAUCAUUAUCUUCUCAUGAAAAAUAUUAUUUUGGUCCAAGUCGUCUUUUAACGAAACGAAUUCAUCUUAAAUCACAUGAUGGAACAUUAGAUUUUACAAUAACUGGAGGAAAUGAUGUUCAACCUAUUCAUGUUGCAUCAGUUGUUUGGGCUUCACAAGCUUAUUUACAAGGAAUGAGACCUGGAGAUCAAAUUAUUUCGGUUAAUGGAAUUUCAUUUCAACCAAAUAUUAAUUAUGCAAAAGCUCUUCAAAUUUUAUAUUCUUCACCUGAACUUGAUAUAAUAAUUCGAACACUUCGUAUAAAUGCUCUUGAUGCAACAUUAUAUGAUUGGUAUGAUCCUGUUCAACAACGUUCAACAUCACCACCACCUGGAUCUUAUCUUUCAACUGAUGCUCAAUUACCUUAUUUUGAAAGAACAGUAACAAUAUCUGUUGAAAAAGGUAAACGUCUUGGUUUAGUAAUACGUGGUGGUGCUGAAUAUGGUCUUGGAAUCUUUAUAUCUGGUGUUGAUAAAAAUUCUCUUAGUGAUCAAUCUGGUCUUUGUAUUGGUGAUCAAAUCUUAUCUGUAAAUGGAAUUGAUUUUCGUCAUAUAACACAUACAGAUGCUGUUCAAUUAUUAAGAAAUGUUGAUCAAAUGACAUUUCAUUUAAGACAAAUUAAUAAAUUACCUCAACCAAAAGAUCAAAAUAAAUUAAUAAAAUUAAAUUCUCAAUUUAAAACAAAAAUUCCAUCAGAAUCUAAUGAUAUUCCAUCAAAACCAACUCGUUUAAUAAAUCCGAAAAAUAAUUUUCUUGAACAAAUUCUUGAUGAAAAUAAAAAGAAUUUAUUUAAAAAUAUUCUUAAAGAAUAUUUAGAAGAAAAAAUACAUAUUGAUCAAUUAACUUUACCUCUAUUAGAUAUUUUAAAUAAACAAAAUCAACAAUAUCGAGUUGAAAUUAUUGAAUCAAUUAGAAAAUUUCUACGUCCAAAUGAUCUUGAUCGUUUUGAUAUUUAUAUUUUAAAAGAUGAUUUAAAUACUUUAAAGUUAUCUCAUGAACGUUUAAUUCAACAUUCUUUAUCAUCAUCACGAAUGUCAAUACAUUCACCAGCACAUAAUUUGUCGAAAUCAGUUGAAAAUUUAACAAAUGAAAAACAUUCACGUUUAAUUCGACCUCAAUCAUUAUUAUUUAAUGAUUCAAUGAAGAAAUCUUCUGAUAGAUUAUCACCAACAAUUGAAAGAAAAUCUCAACCGAUGAAUAAUUUCAAUCCAUUAAGAAAAACUAAAAGUCUUCAUAAUGUUGAUCAAUCCGAACAAUUUUUAUUAUUUAAUAAAUCUCGUACAAAUUUAACUAAUGAACAAAUUAAUAUUAUUGAUGAUUUUCUUAAAGAUUAUUCCUCACCGUAUCCAAUAACAAUUCAUAAAGUUCGUUCAACAUUAGGUGUUGCAAUUGAAGGUGGUUUUAAAGAUCGAAUUCCAUUACCAAGAAUUGUUUAUAUGCAGCCUGAUGGUUGUGCAUAUAUUUCAAGUGGUCUUCGUGUUGGUCAUGUAAUAAUUGGUUUAAAUGGAUAUUCAAUGAAAGGAUUAUUACAUCGUGAAGCUGCAUUAUUUAUUGCAUCAUCAUUUAAAGAUAAAACAACAUCACAAAUGGAUUUAUUAGUUGUUGAACCGUUAACUAAUGAACAAUAA
Molecule: messenger RNA, 1701 nt
Organism: Adineta steineri
Lineage: Eukaryota; Metazoa; Rotifera; Eurotatoria; Adinetida; Adinetidae
Source: the annotation of a GenBank genome assembly